Molecule: messenger RNA, 705 nt
Organism: Encephalitozoon cuniculi GB-M1
Lineage: Eukaryota; Fungi; Microsporidia; Unikaryonidae
Exons: 1
Coding region: 1-705 (234 amino acids)
Cellular component (GO): endosome
Molecular function (GO): GTP binding; GTPase activity
Source: RefSeq, marked provisional
AUGGAAUGUUUUAGAUGUGGUUUUAGAUAUCUUGAUCUUAUAAGUCUCAGGUGUUUACUCAUCAUGCCUGGUGUCGCAAAGGGAGAGAACUUCGACUACCUGUUCAAGAUAGUCUUGAUAGGUGACUCGGCCGUAGGAAAGACAAAUCUUCUGUCGAAGCUGACAAGAAACGAAUUCCACAAGGACUCAAAGGCAACAAUAGGUGUUGAAUUCGGCACAAUCACAUUCAAAAUAGGCGAGGACGUCGUAAAGGCACAGAUAUGGGACACUGCAGGGCAGGAGCGGUACCAGGCCAUUGUCCAGGCAUAUUAUAGAGGGACGUCAGGCGCUGCAAUCGUCUAUGACAUCACAAACAAGGAUAGUCUGAAAAAGGCCACCGGCCUGUGGCUGAAACAGCUCAGAGACUUCUCGCCAAAUGAAAUUCCAAUAGUACUCAUUGGAAACAAAAAGGAUCUGGAGAGCGACAGGGAGGUUCCCACGCAGAGAGGGAAGGACGAGGCUGUUACAAACGAACUUUCGUUCUUCGAAACUUCUGCAUUGACAGGAGAGAAUGUUCGAGAUGCAUUCUUCGAGCUUGUCAAGAUCAUUCAUAAGAGGGCGAAGGCACAGAAGGUCUCGAUCGGAAAGAAAAAGCUCAGGACUGUAGAGUUCAAGAGAGAAAGCCUGAGGGAAGUAAAGCCCAGCCCUAAGAAGGGAUGCUGCUGA